Molecule: messenger RNA, 3405 nt
Organism: Sitodiplosis mosellana (orange wheat blossom midge)
Lineage: Eukaryota; Metazoa; Arthropoda; Insecta; Diptera; Cecidomyiidae
Gene: eIF2alpha
Product: eukaryotic translation initiation factor 2 subunit 1
Exons: 6
Coding region: 2130-3140 (336 amino acids)
Cellular component (GO): eukaryotic 48S preinitiation complex; eukaryotic translation initiation factor 2 complex; multi-eIF complex
Molecular function (GO): ribosome binding; RNA binding; translation initiation factor activity
Source: RefSeq, a predicted model, not a curated record
AACGAGUAUUGUAUAUGGCGUUCGCACACCACCAACACCAACACAUGCGGAAGCAGACAUACAAACAUCAUCAUCAUCUAUUCGCAGCACCACCAGUUUCAAUACAUGCACACGCGCACGCACGCAGGCACACAUACACAAACGUAGUGACACAGCAAUGGCACACCAUUCCAUCAAAACUCAACCGGUCCGAUUCGAUGGCUGCGUUCAAUGGCCCAUUCGGAUCAGAUUCUUUUUCCCUGUACUAUAUAUUCACAGCCAAUCGACACGCUCAUGGCUGUGUGUAUGCGUUUGGCUUUUCGGUUUGCGUUUUCUUUCCCUGUAAUUCGAUGGAUCUUUUUCAUUGGCCAGCCCAAAUCUGCUUCCAUAUUGAAUUGAACAUGACAAUUUGAUCCAAUUCAAGCUCGAUCCUUCAAAGUCUAAUUCUAAAAUCUAUCCAAAACUUCCCUCCAUACUAUUGGAUGAGGCAUGCAAUUUAUGUUUGAAAUGAUGAAAUUUGUUAAUUAAACGAGAUUGUCAAAAAUUCUGAUUUUUUGCCGGUAAAAGAUUGAAUCAAUUUCAAUUCGAAUUAUUUUAAAUAUUGUCGUUCAUGGAGCGACGGUCAAAACCGCAAACACUUUUAAGAGAUUUUUGUGAUCAAAAAAUAAAAUUAAAAGAAACAAAAGAAAGAAAAAGAGAAAAUAAAAACAUAAUCCAUUACCAUUGGUUGUAACAUGGGGCAAUCCGUUGAUUAUAUAUACAAAUAUAAUUAACGUAAAUGUGCGGUUCGUUUUGGUUCUAAAAACGAAGUCGAAAUGUCUUUUGAAUCUGGAAAAAAGCACAAAUUAAUUGGCGCGCCAACAGGUUUAUGCGAAUAGUACACUAUCGAAUACAUGUGAACGAAUCGAAAUCAACACAUGCCAAACUGUGUGCACAGGCAGACACGAAACUGCACACGAAUAUUUAUUUCGUACGUUUUUUUCUCUUCUCUUCCUUCAACCAAAUGUCAGAAUCACACUCGCAUUCUCCCAAUUCAUUAUUUCGGCAAUGUUUUCUAUAUCUAUAAUACUGCCCGUGUAUCUCCGGUGUUGGUUUUCGUGUUGUAGAUUCGAUUGGUUGGUGCAAACGCGCGCGCGAGACACACACACACGCGCAUACGGUGUACUGGUUGCACGGUUUGCGUAAGUAUGUGUAUGGUCCCGAAGAAGCGCUCCCAUACAAAUGCACCACAACAAUGACAAUUCGUUGACAUAUACCACGAUGGAGUGGUCGUCACAUGCAUUUUCUUGUAAACAAUUACACAGCAGAAUAUUCAAUGCGGAAAAAGGCCGCAUUGAACGCAACCAUCCAAGCUACACCGACACACUGUUUUGUUCUAAAUCUGAACAUGAAAUUAGAACAAAACCCAAUAUACACGAUCGCUUGAUUCGGUGCAGUUUUAAUUGACUAAUUACUUGGGGGGUUUGGCUCAAUAUAUUGACAGCGAUUAAAAUUUAAAUGAAAAAAAAAUUGAGAAUUUCCAAGAUUAUAAAAAAAUCCGAAUUUAUUAGCGGAAAAUGAGUUGAACGGUAGCAGGUUUCAAUCUCAUUCAAGCAUUUUGAAUGGUUUGCAAUUCAUGAUUUUCGUUUACAUUGGAAAGAGCAAAAUGAUUUCAGGAAUUAUGAGAAAAGAAAAUUCGACAAUUCAAAUGCAAAGAGCAUGAUUGAAUAGAAGGUGUUAUUCAGCGGGAGGGAAAAACAAUCGAAAUUUAAAACGGCAAACAAUUCUAAUCCUCAUAAUGAUUGUUGCUGUUCACGGUUGUUGCCGACAACAACGACGACGACGAUUUUGUGCACCAACAUCGUAUGUGGUGUCGGUUCAGUAGUGGCCCGAACUGGUCCCGAACACGACUUUGACGUUUGCAUCGUUACGCGUUUUCAUGUCGAUUUGUCUCUCUUUCUCUCGUUCUCGCGUGCGCUCCCUUUCUCCCUGCUUCUCUUACUCUCUACUUGUGUAUAUGUCAUCGAUAUUGCCGCAAAUCGCACUCAACUUUCGAUAUUCCGUGUAGCUGCCACAUGUUUAUCACUGAAACAAGAGCUGAAACAAUUUUAAAGUUUUAAAUUCUGUUUGUGUUACAUUCUAAGAGCCGAGGCAAAACAAACGUAUACAAAAUGGUUGUACUGAGUUGUAGAUUUUACAAAGAAAAAUACCCAGAGGUUGACGAUGUGGUCAUGGUCAACGUGCGUGCAAUCGCCGAAAUGGGCGCAUACGUUUAUCUGUUGGAAUACAAUAAUAUCGAAGGUAUGAUCCUGUUAUCGGAAUUGUCAAGACGUCGUAUCCGUUCGAUAAACAAAUUGAUUCGUGUGGGCAAAACAGAACCGGUAGUCGUUAUUCGUGUUGACAAGGAAAAGGGCUAUAUCGAUUUGUCGAAACGUCGAGUGUCUGCUGAAGAUGUAGAAAAGUGUACAGAACGUUUUGCCAAAGCGAAAGCGGUCAAUUCAAUAUUGCGUCACGUGGCCGACAUUCUGAAAUUCGAAACAGACGACCAAUUGGAGGAGUUGUAUCAAAAAACGGCCUGGCAUUUCGAAGAGAAAUACAAAAGCAAAGCGGCCGCAUACGAUGUGUUCAAGCAAGCGGUGGUUGAUCCAUCCAUUUUAGACGAAUGCGGCUUGGAGGAGAAAACCCGUGAAGUGCUAUUGAACAACAUUCGACGAAAAUUGACGUCACAAGCAGUUAAAAUUCGGGCCGACAUCGAAUGUGCCUGUUAUGAAUACGAAGGAAUUGAUGCGGUGAAAGAAGCAUUGCGCGCUGGAUUGGAAACCUCCACCGAAGAACUACCGAUUAAAAUCAAUCUCAUUGCUCCUCCAUUAUAUGUAAUGACUACGUCAACGCCUGAAAAAGCCGACGGAUUGAAAGCGCUGGAAAAUGCCAUCGAACGAAUCCAAGAAACGAUCACAAAGCUUGGUGGUGUCUUUACGGUGAACAUGGCGCCUAAAGUUGUAACGGCUACGGAUGAAGCCGAUUUGGCACGCCGAAUGGAACGUGCCGAAGCCGAAAAUGCGGAAGUUGACGGCGAUGAAGAGGAUGAAAAUGAAGAAGGAAUGACAUAUAAUGAUGGAGAAAAUGGCAACGAACAAGACGAUAAAGACGGCGCUAGCAGUGAUGACGAUGGCAAAAACUAAGUUGAAUACAGUUUAAAACACACAAAUUCCCCUCCCCAACUCGCAGAUUGUUAAACUCAAUAAUCGAAACCACAUGCACCCAUAACAUCUACAAAUCAAUUCGAUUUUCGCUCCAUCUCGUUUGUAGCCAGAUUCAAUGUGUCAAACCGGAUUUCAUUGAAAUCACAAACAGUCACAUUAAAAACAAAUCUAAAUGGAAUUACACAAAUCUUGAAAAAGUUUAAGAGAAGAAACAAAAAAAUAAAAUUUAAAAUCCUCUUUCCAA